GUACGAAUUGCGUCAACCCAAUAAAUGAACUGUCCCUGAAAUUUGACAGGCGCCGCAUCUGCCGUGCCGAUGUGCGCUCUCGUCCGGGAUCCCUUCGGUUUGCCCCCAGUCCAGCCCCUUUCAUCGGGCUGGACCAUCAGAUGGCACAUUGACAGCUACCGCCAAACAACGCUGCUGCUCCCUGUCCAAAUCAUUGAUCCGCAACUAGGCUAGCCGUGCCGAGGCGCUGCUGAAAUGAACCAAGCAAUGAUAUGUCGGAGCAGGAUCGAAAGGGGAUGGCAUGCCGCUGUGGAAUAGUCGCUGGCUCGAAAACAAAACGAUCGGCUCAGCCGCCAAUCUUCGAUUCAUCUGUAACUUGUCGGUCGUUACCAAAUCGCAACCAUGAUGAAAGCUCUCUUCCUCACGGCAUUGGCUGCUGGCUCAGCUGCCGCGGCGAACCUCAAGUACCAUGGCAUCGACUGGUCGUCCACCAUCGUGGAGGAGCGUGACAAGGGCGUCACUUACAAGAACGCUCAAGGCGUCGCGAAGCCCCUGGAGGAGAUUCUCGUCGACGCCGGCGUGAACAUGGUCCGCCAGCGCGUCUGGACCGUCGAAGGCGACUACGGCAUCUCGUACAACCUCGAGCUCGCAAAGAGGGCCAACGCAUCGGGGCUCAUGUUCGGCCUCAACCUGCACUACAGCGAUAGCUUCACGAACCCGGGUCUGCAGGACAUCCCGACCGGCUGGCCCACGGCCAUCGACGCCCUCGAGGCCCAGGUCACCAACUACACCGCCGAGGUGUGUGCGGCGUUCGCCGCCGCGGGCCUCUACCCCGAGAUGAUCACCAUCGGCAACGAGAUUGAUGGAGGCAUCCUCUGGCCUACCGGCAAGUAUGACCAGCCCGAGAACCUCGCCCGCCUGCUGCACGCUGGCUCGGCCGCCAUCCGCGCCUCUGCGCUGGGUUCGACUACAAAGAUUGUCACGCACCUUGCCCACGGCUACGACGCCGAUCUGCAGGACUGGUACUACGACAUGCUCGUCAAGACGGGCAAGUUCACCACCGCGGACUGGGACGUCAUCGCGGUGUCCUUUUACCCCUUCUGGAGCUCGGAGGCGACAUUCUCUGCACUCGAGACUGCUCUCAGUGGCCUCGCGACGCAGUACAACAAGGAAGUCCAGGUUGUCGAGACGAACUGGCCGACCAAGUGCACGUCACCCGAUUACACAUUCCCUUCGGACCAGCUUAGCAUUCCACUGAGCACGGCAGGCCAGACGGAGUACAUCACAAUGGUCGCGGAUACUCUGAAGAAGAUUCCCUCUGCCACCGGUCUUAAUUACUGGGAGGCUGCAUGGAUUUCCAACGCCGUCCUGGGUUCCUCUUGCGAGAGCAACGUCAUGUUUGAUGGUACUGGAAAGGCUUACGAUAGUCUUGCUGUUUUUGGCACCAUUUGAGAUGGUCUUCUCGUGUUGUUCCUCUUCGAUAGAGAAACAUCGCGUAUUCAUGUACAUAUUUCUCCGAGGUAAUCCUGUUCAUCCGGUAAAGAUUAAAUACUCCAGUACAUAACUUGGUCUUAAUCACACUGUUGAGUGCAUUCUAUCCCAGGUAGUUUGCUAGAGGAAUUCGGCGAGUAUCACAUCUCACGCAAUUACGGAGCUUGUAAGAUGCAUUUUCCCAGCAAGACAAGGAACGUCCCGUCAAAUUUCAUUAACGACACAGAGCGGAUCGGAA
Molecule: messenger RNA, 1708 nt
Organism: Colletotrichum acutatum
Lineage: Eukaryota; Fungi; Ascomycota; Sordariomycetes; Glomerellales; Glomerellaceae
Product: family 53 glycosyl hydrolase
Exons: 2
Coding region: 382-1431 (349 amino acids)
Biological process (GO): pectin catabolic process
Molecular function (GO): glucosidase activity
Source: RefSeq, a predicted model, not a curated record